AUGAACAUUCAUUAUUUGCCCUUUGAGUUAUUACAGAGAAUAGGCGACUACUUGGGUUUCUCAGAUAUUUGGUACUUGGGUACCUGCUCUCAUAAAAGUAGGCAGAUUGCUCAUCAGAUCAUUCGAUCUAAAUACCACAUUGACUUGCAUUCCAGUCUCAUCCAUCCCUUUUCUCAUUUUGUCCAUGCAGCCGUUGCUUAUCUGGGUCGAUAUGGACUUGUUCAAAACAGAAUCGAACCUUCUGUCUUACAAUCAGUAGCAAACCAUUUGGCGAUUGCUAUUCAUGACCGUUUACCAACCAGCAGCAACAGAGCAUUCUCAUACGACUUUUUAUUGAAUGAAACACUUGGGAUCUUGUUUGAUCAUGCCUUGUUGGAUCCCACUCUCCAUGCAGCACCUCCGCCUCUCGAACUCAAGCUACGAAAAGAAGAUCUGGGUCAAAAGCUUGAUGAUCUACAAACAGAAGCACUGGACACCACAGAUCCUUAUGCUCUUCAAUCAGCAGGCGUCUUGAUGAUCGAUUUCUUGAUGUUGUUGCAAUCCAUACUGGAGAUUUUGUUUGAUCAAGAAUGCUCAGUUGAUACGUAUCGCCUGUUACUCUUGUUUCAUCUAAAGCGCAUCUUGAACAACGUACGAGAACAAUAUCAUCUUUACCAUACACAUGCUUCUGCUUACCCUGUAUCCGAGCCAUUCCAUAUGGAAAAGGCUACAUACCCAUUUCACCAAUUUCUCAAGUUCUUUUGUUUGAUGGUCCAAACAGAUGUCCUCUCACCCAAGGACGUGGAUGAUUUUGCCUCUGAGCAUUUAGCUCAGUUUUUUGUCACAAAGCCAUUUGAUGUUGGGUUUUCUUUACUGAACGAAUUCAAGAUCUUUGUUCGACACCCGCAUCAAGAUUUAGCGCAAGUCAAUACUGUCACGCAGGAAAAGACGCCUGCAUUAUAUUAUCUUUGGAAACUAUGGCUUCAAGAGAUACAGUUGCGUCAACAUGCGUUGUUAGUGGCAUUAAAGGCCAUGAUCAAGAAAUGCAUGAAUCAAGGUGUACAACCAAGUUGUAGUCAGAUUACAAGUAUGUUGAAAUACACGUCUUUGGCUCUUUCUUGGAUUGAAACGGGGCAAUACAAUGAUGUAGAAAAAGCGUUGAUUGCUCGUCAAACCAUGAUAUAA
Molecule: messenger RNA, 1164 nt
Organism: Gilbertella persicaria
Lineage: Eukaryota; Fungi; Mucoromycota; Mucoromycetes; Mucorales; Choanephoraceae
Exons: 1
Coding region: 1-1164 (387 amino acids)
Molecular function (GO): protein binding
Source: RefSeq, a predicted model, not a curated record